Molecule: messenger RNA, 399 nt
Organism: Hibiscus syriacus
Lineage: Eukaryota; Viridiplantae; Streptophyta; Magnoliopsida; Malvales; Malvaceae
Exons: 1
Coding region: 1-399 (132 amino acids)
Source: RefSeq, a predicted model, not a curated record
AUGGCUCGCCAACUUCACUCGACACCGGCAAGUUCGGCACCGGUUGACGCGUCUCAAGCCGGCCUGGCUGUCGUCACGCUUCUUCUCUGCGGUUUUGCAUUGAUCAAGUGUGCUUCCCACACGCGUAAACUUCGGCGACAGUGGCGAGCUUGCUAUGAGUUUUUCGAGGAGGAUGAUUUCGAUCCCGUAAUCGAAAUACAACAUGAAGUUACGAGCGCUGAAGCUACGGACGUGGUGGCGGACAGCAGCAUGUUCAGCCGUGAACAGCCGGUGUGGCAGAAAAACAUUCUGAUGGGGGAGAAGUGCGAGUUGCCUGAUUUUUCAGGGGUCAUAAUAUAUGAUUCUCAAGGUAAUAUUGUUACCCCUUCCAAAACUCCUCCUCUGCUCACUUGGAAGUAG